AUGGACCUAAAAACAAGGCUUCGCAAGGCCUGCGAUGCCUGCAGUAUUCGAAAAGUGAAGUGUGAUGCCGGUGGGCCUCCAUGUCGGUCAUGCGCUAGCUUGGAUAUUCCCUGCACCUAUGAAAGACCAAGCAGACGCCGUGGUCCUCCCAACCGCCAUGCAGAGGCGAUCAAGAAACAAAAGCGAGAGCCCGAUGAUGCAGCUUCGCUGAGCCCAACGGAUUAUCCGACGACUCCGCACGCGACGCCGCUCAUCAACCAAUCUGCGCCACUUCCUCUUUCGGCGGAAUCAAUAUGUUCCUUGCACACAGUGCAGCUACUACUCGAUGAUUUUUUUACUUACAUUCAUCCAUUGGUGCCAGUCCCACAUGAGCCAACUUUCCGAGCAGCCUUUGAGCGCCGAGAAGAUGCAACUAAUCACACAUUUUUGGCGCUUUUGGCAUCAAUGAUCGGACUUCUCGUGGCCUCUUUCCCUCGAAGGCCUAAGCUUCGCCUCAACACCGAAGCCGAACGUGCUGCCUUUCCGCACUCUAUAGCUCUGGUAAAACGCUGCCUUGACAUUGCUAUUCAGGCCCGCGGCAUCGGGUAUCUUGAUCGCAAUGCUACAGUCUACGACGCAGCAAUCAGUUAUUUUCUCGCAGUUUGUGCGGGAUAUAUCUACAACAUGCGUCGAUGCCGAAUUUACUUGUCCGAAUGCCGUUCCAUGCUCCAGGUAUAUGACCUCUGUCGCCCUGCCACCAAUCUUUCGAUCUCGACACUAGGGGGGCCUCAUCCAUUACCAUCGGCACAUAGUUUCACAGAAAGCCCACACGUUGAUCUUAUCACGCAAGAGCUCGGUCGGCGUCUUUUCUAUGUCACUUUUGUGGGCUACCAGACAUUACAUCAGAUGGGUUCCUCGGAUCUCAAAAUCCAUGUUCCUCCAGAAACACCAAGUGACCGUUAUCCACCGCUUCCACUGGAAAUCGACGAUGAAUUUCUCUUUCCUACACAUUGCGAGCCACAGCCACCAGACCGUGUUUCGCAACUAGUCGGAUUCAAUGCAAAUGUGCGCGUCUAUAGUUCAUAUAACGCCUUGCUGUCCUGGGAAAUCGCCUUUGGCAGCGGCCACAUCUUCGACUGGGAACACCAACGCAAUAGCAUUUGGGGUUGUCUCAAGAAAGCGAAAUCUGCGCUCCUUGAUGUUCCUUCCGAGCUGUCUCUCCACCAUCCGCAACACAAGUUCGCGGCUGGUACGUCCGGCUUUGGAGAUAGCGCAGCAUUCAGCUACUCCGAUGAUCACAUCCACCAAGAACGACGUGCUAUCCAAUAUGAGAUCCAGAAAGCCAACAUCUACGCCAGUCAGCUGUGUACCAGGUCAUAUCUGGUCGAGAAGUAUUGGAGCCUGUCCGAGGCAUUCUCAAAGUAUGGAAAGUCGUCGGCUUCGACUGGUCUGGGCAGCACCACACCCCACGUCAGGAUGGAAGGCAGAUCCGAUGCGUUUCCGACUACGGCUCCGACUGGCUCUACUCCCUUUGAGGCCGAGAGCCAAGCGCAUCCCCAUGCAGAAGCAGACUAUAUCGGCCAAAUCAUGGCCGAAGAGCGCAAGCUUGUCAUCAAAGAUCUCUUCGUCCUUCUACGGACAGUAAACGAAGUGAACAUGGAGCCCAACGGUGCAAGUAUUACUAUGAAAAUCCGCCAAGUAGCAUCCACCCUCCUCGGUCUCUCCAACCGCCCCAAACAACAAACCACCGAAAGCCUAGACCUGACAGAGCCACAAUUACCAACUGCAGCACCACCGGGUAUUCACGUCCUCACAGCCGCAGAGGCGGAAUCCUACCUCCAUGCAUUCAUUGAGACUCUUGUCCGGUUGGAAUGCCAUCCCCCAAUAAUUGAUCCACCCAGUAACGUUGAAGGCGUGAGCCCGCAGACGAACGGCCGCGCGAUGAGCUAUUUGAGUGAUUAUGAUCGGGAUCAAGAAGAACUAAGCCAAUGGGCUAGUUUGAAGGAGUAUCAGCAGAAGUUUGCUGAGGCUGGUGGGAUUUUCCAUCAGUUGUAG
Messenger RNA from Penicillium bovifimosum, 2034 nucleotides. RefSeq lists its product as uncharacterized. Gene Ontology annotation, molecular function: zinc ion binding; sequence-specific DNA binding; DNA-binding transcription factor activity, RNA polymerase II-specific. The transcript is spliced from 3 exons. Bases 1 to 2034 code for a protein of 677 amino acids. Lineage: Eukaryota; Fungi; Ascomycota; Eurotiomycetes; Eurotiales; Aspergillaceae. The record is from RefSeq and is a predicted model, not a curated record. Gene Ontology annotation, cellular component: nucleus. Gene Ontology annotation, biological process: positive regulation of transcription by RNA polymerase II.